Molecule: messenger RNA, 1582 nt
Organism: Musa acuminata AAA Group (dessert banana)
Lineage: Eukaryota; Viridiplantae; Streptophyta; Magnoliopsida; Zingiberales; Musaceae
Product: RING-H2 finger protein ATL67-like
Exons: 2
Coding region: 821-1390 (189 amino acids)
Biological process (GO): protein ubiquitination
Molecular function (GO): transferase activity
Source: RefSeq, a predicted model, not a curated record
AAUCAACAACGACAUUAAACACACAUCGGAGAUAAUUGUUUCUGAUACGACCAAAUCCAAUUCUACUCUUGAAUUAUAUGAAUCGAUCACAAGCUCUCAUAUCUAAAUUUCACAUAUAAUUCUCAUUUUCCCCCCAACUCCAUCAAUCGACUCACUGCCAAUUCCAACUUCCCAAUUCGAAGUAUGCCACUAUGCGUCAUGUCUCGUUUUGUAUUUAUAUCCAAGCCUUUGGGUUCGGUCACUCGACGCGUCAUCUCCGGUCACGACCUCAAGCGGGUCGGCGAUCCCCGGCCGCGAGAGAACCACAGUUUCGUGUUCGUGAUCGGAGACAUACUCGAUCUACAGCCGGUGGUUGCAGUGGCGUUGGAUGGGCCGCCUUAUCGGGUCAUGAGUGGCGAUGGUAAUGCCUCGGUGGAUUCAACCUCGAAGAAGAAGAAGGGAAGAGGAAGAAGAACGAUGGAUGGUUGACAACACUGCUUGCAGGCGUGCGUUGCGAUCGUUUCUAUUUAGGUUGAAAGCGAAGCACAAGUCGAUUGGAGUUGGGUAUUGUUGUUCGUCGAUCACCAGUUUUGUCGCUGCAGCUCCAGUGUUUGCUUUCUUCCACUUGGGCACCUUUUCCGUGGACGGUCUACAAUUUUGUCCACCACCUAUUUGAUGCAAUGCUCCUCACUUUCUCUCUCCGUCUCACUCCCCAUUCAAUGCAGUUCCUGAGCAGACCCACCCACCUCCCCCCAAAAAGGCUAAUCCUUCCUUCCCCCUUCCCUCCCCUUCCCUCUCCUCUCCUCUCCACAAUGCUACUGCCGCUCCUCUCCGCCGCAACAUGUCCACUCACGCCUCCCCCGGCGGCGCCUCCUCCUCCUCGUCCUCUUCCCUCUUCACGACCCUCAGUUUCUCCUUCGCUAUUGCCGUCUCCCUCGGCCUCCUCUCCGCUCUUCUCGUCGUCUCCUACAUCUGCUGCCGCCGGCGUCCCCAGAACCCCGGUUCCGCCCCGGGCCCGAUCCCCGCCGAAGGCGUCCUCCAGCGACACAUCAUCUUCGUCGCCGAGGACGACGACGGCGAGGACAGCGAGGGCGGCGGCCGGGCAUCGGGGCUCGAUCAGGCGGUCAUCAGCUCGUACCCUAAGUUCCCGUUCUCGGCGGCCAAGGGUGGGGAUACCGUCUGCUCGAUCUGCCUUUGCGAGUACCGGGAGGGGGAGAUGCUCCGGAUGAUGCCCGACUGCCACCACUACUUCCACCUCCUCUGCAUCGAUGUCUGGCUCCGGCUCAACGCGUCCUGCCCGGUCUGCCGGACGUCGCCAUUGCCCACGCCGGUGUCUACUCCAAUCUCAACACCAUUGUCAGAGCUCGUCCCGCUCUCCCAGUUCGCAGCUGACCGCAGGAGGAGGAGCUAAAGCUUUUGCAAAAUAAUCAAAUACUCUACAUGGAGCAUACAUGCUGGAGGUUUGUGGUGGUAUAAUUCAUUAAGCCAUCUGUCAUCAUCAGACUUUUAAGACCUCAGAAGUGUUGAAAACAAGUUUUCAAUCCAGGAAAGACACUCUCAGUCUGUUCUUACUCAAAUAUUGGUAAAUUACUCUUUCCCUUAA